AGGCUCACAGAUAAUCCGUCAAAAAAGUGUAUAUAUUUGUAGUCUGUGUGCUCUCUGCCCUAAUGUGGUCUGCGCACCCGCCCCAUCCACGAACAGUGGGGGACGUCUUGCGAAGGCCGUUCAGCUGCAAAUCCACGCUGUCGUCCGCGGCUGCCACUCGCUCGUCCCUCCGCUGCCCCUCUGAGGAGCGACCGACUUUUCUCACGGAGGCAGACGCCUCACUGGCGCAGCGUCCCGUGCGGCCUCCAUCCCAGCCGCGAGGGCAGUCGGCCCCCGGCCCCUGCAAACCGCCAUCCGGUGCACCGCCGCACUUGAGGAACGACCCUCCAAGUUCUCCGCCGUGUGAGGGUGCGGCGCCGCACGAGACGCACAAGACGCGCCUCCUCCAGCGCACCCGCCGCCCCGUCGACGAGGCUCUCUUCUGCGCGCUGCGGAUGGAGGGAGAGGGCACGGUGGCGGCACAGCUCCGCCAGCUCGGCCCCGAGCGACUCACGAGCGACUUCCGGCUCUUCUGCUGCCGCCUCAGCAUGCACAACGUUACCGCGGCUCAAUUCACGUUCCUGUGCGCUGCCGUGCUGAAUGCGGCGGUGUCGCAGCGGGACUGCGAGGUGGUCUUUGCGUUCCUGCGCACCGAGCAGGGCGUCGGCAGCCUCGACGUGGCGGAACUGCUGUCGCGGCUCCGCACUCUUUUUGUCUCGUCGGACGUCCUCUAUGCCUUGCAGCUGAAGCGGAUGUUAGAAACGAACGCGCUGAGCGAGUGCGCGGUGUCGAUGGAUGAGCUGCAGAAAGCCUUCGCAGGACUGCAGCGCCUUCUUGAACCCAGUACCGUGGAGCGUCAAGUCUCGCUGCAGCUGAAGACGCUGUACGCGGAGUUGUCCCGCAUUCACGCGCAGUACGCCGUGCUGGUGCCGACGUUUCGCGCGGAGGCGCGGCGGCUGGCCCCGGCGUUGUGCGCCGUUGUGCAGUCGCUGGGCUGGGACGGGGCGUGGGAAGACGAGAAGAAGAGCGUCGCCCUCUCCACUACGUCCGGCGCUGCCACCGCGGCCACACCGUCCGCCGAGGCCGCCUGCACCUCCCCGGUUGCGGUGACGGCAACGUCGCCCACGGUCGUGCUGUCUACCGUGACGGAGCUCUACCGCCAGCGGCUGGCGGCACAGGAGACGGCAGAGCAGGCCCGCGAAGCGGGGCGCUUCGGCGGCAGCUUUGGUGCUGCGGCAUGCCGUGCGAUCCGCCACUCCGCCUGGCGCACGUCAGACUCCGUCGUGGAUGUCACGAACCCACACUUUCUUGCGGAUGCCUACGCAACAGGACGCGUCGUCUGCUCACAGGACUAG
Leptomonas pyrrhocoris is the source of this 1334-nucleotide messenger RNA. RefSeq lists its product as hypothetical. Bases 63 to 1334 code for a protein of 423 amino acids. The record is from RefSeq and is a predicted model, not a curated record. Lineage: Eukaryota; Euglenozoa; Kinetoplastea; Trypanosomatida; Trypanosomatidae. The transcript has a single exon.